This is a messenger RNA of Hyaloscypha bicolor E, 1242 nucleotides long. Its product is annotated as argininosuccinate synthetase. Gene Ontology annotation, cellular component: cytoplasm. The record is from RefSeq and is a predicted model, not a curated record. Gene Ontology annotation, molecular function: ATP binding; argininosuccinate synthase activity. Gene Ontology annotation, biological process: L-arginine biosynthetic process; urea cycle. Bases 1 to 1242 code for a protein of 413 amino acids. NCBI's taxonomy places the organism in Eukaryota, Fungi, Ascomycota, Leotiomycetes, Helotiales, Hyaloscyphaceae. The transcript has 7 exons.
AUGGCAAAAGAAAAGGUUUGCCUUGCGUACUCUGGCGGCCUCGACACCAGCUGUAUCUUGGCUUGGUUGAUUGAGAAGGGAUACGAUGUCGUUUGCUUCAUGGCAGAUGUUGGUCAGGAAGAGGACUUCGAGGCUGCAAAGGCAAAGGCGUUGAAGAUUGGAGCUGUCGCGUGCUAUGUCGAAGAUCUUCGACGAGAGUUUAUUGAGGAGCUGUGCUUCCCAGCUGUUCAAUGCAAUGCCAUCUACGAAAAUGUUUACCUUCUUGGAACCUCCCUCGCCCGCCCCGUCAUUGCCCGCUCCCAAAUCAAAGUUGCACAAAAGGAGGGAUGCGUUGCUGUCUCUCACGGCUGCACGGGCAAGGGAAAUGAUCAAGUUCGUUUCGAGCUUGCAUUCUACGCCCUCCAACCCUCCAUCAAGGUCAUUGCACCAUGGCGUCUCCCCGAAUUUUACGAGCGAUUCGCAGGCCGCAACGAUCUCCUCGACUACGCCGAGAAGGCAGGAAUCCCCGUCAGCAGCACAAAGAGCAAGCCAUGGAGUAUGGACGAGAACUUGGCACACUGCAGUUACGAGGCUGGUAUCUUGGAGGACCCCGAUGUCACUGCUCCAUCCGACAUGUGGAAGUUGACAGUCGACCCGUUGAAGGCUCCGGAUACCCCUGAGGACUUCACAUUGGUGUUCGAGAAGGGUCUGCCAAAGAAGCUGAUUACCAGCAAGGGAAAGACUAUCACAGAUGCAGUUGAGCUCUUCUUGGAAGCCAAUGCCAUUGCUCGCCGACACGGCGUUGGACGUAUCGACAUUGUUGAGAAUCGCUUCAUUGGCCUCAAGUCCCGUGGCUGCUAUGAGACUCCUGGCUUGACCUGCCUCCGUUCUGCGCACAUCGAUCUCGAGGGCCUUGUUCUCGACCGUGAGGUUCGCGCUCUUCGUGACCAGUUCGUCACUUUCAACUACGCUAAGAUCCUGUACAACGGUCUGUACUUCUCUCCUGAGCGCGAGUUCUUAGAGGAGUCUAUCGUUGCCAGUCAGAAAAAUGUCAAUGGACAGGUUCGAUGCCGCGCCUACAAGGGCAGCUUCAUUGUCCUUGGACGAAGCUCGGAGACCGAGAAGCUGUACGAUGCUAGUGAGAGCUCGAUGGAUGAGAUUGGUGCUUUCAGCCCUGACGCUACCACUGGAUUCAUCGCUGUUCAAGCAAUACGCCUGAAGAAAUAUGGCGAAGCCAAGGCUGAGAAGGGAGAGCGCUUGUAA